UCUUUUUUCCUUUCCCCCUUUUUCCCUGGUUUUCAUCCCCUUCUUUUGGGGCAGGAAUUGGUUGCCUUCCCGGAUGGUUUUCCAGCGGCGGGAGGACCCUUCCCCAUCACCCUUCCUCGUCUCCUUGAGUUAGUUCCCGGAGCCAUCGGACUGAAGGCAACUUUUUCCCCUCCCUCCAUCCCCCCAAACACACAGCAGCACCCAAAACAAGAGGAGCCACCCCUGCCAGGAGGAGGAGGAGGAGGAGGAGGAAGGGGCUGUGCGUGCAUGUGUGCUUGCUGCUGGUGCUCAGGACCCCCAUCUGUAGGUGCAUGUUGAAAUAUGGAGAAUAGGCUUGGAUGCCUUGGGGUACCAAAACUGGCUUUUUUCCUCUUCGGGUUUACCCUGGCGAACCUGCAACCUCGAGGCUCCGGUUCACAGAUUAAGACUUUUACAUCCCUGAGGUUCUUGACUGAGCCCUCAGAUGCUGUCACCAUGCGUGGAGGCAACGUGCUGCUGAACUGCGUGGCAGAAUCGGAUCGAGGAGCCCCGGUUGUGAAGUGGAAGAAAGAUGCUGCCUUCUUGAACCUGGCAGUAGAUGAAAGGAGGCAGCAGCUGGCCAACGGAUCCCUCUUGAUAGAAAACAUUGUCCACUCCAGGCACCACAAGCCAGAUGAAGGCCUCUACCAGUGUGAAGCAUCUCUAGAAGGCGUCGGAGCCAUCAUCAGUCGGGCAGCCAAGGUCGUGGUGGCAGGACCACUGAGGUUUCUUUCCCAGACGGAAUCUGUCACGGCUUUUGCAGGAGACACCAUCCUGCUGAAGUGUGAAGCUGUUGGUGAGCCCAUGCCCCUGGUGCACUGGCAGAAGAACCAGGAGGACUUGUUGCCCAGCCCAGCUGACCCGAGGGUGGCCAUCCUGCCCUCAGGAGCUCUGCAGAUCAGCAGGGUUCAGCACGGGGACAGCGGGAUCUACCGAUGCCUGGCCAAAAACCCCGCCAGCUCCAGAACUGGGAAUGAUGCUGAAGUCAGAGUUUUGGCAGAUCCAGGUUUGCACAGGCAGCAGCUUUUCCUGCAGCGACCAUCCAGCGUGGUGGCCAUGGAGGGGAAGGAUGCUGUCCUGGAGUGCUGUGUUUCUGGGUACCCCCCUCCCACCUUCACGUGGCUGCGAGGAGAUGAAGUGCUCCCCAUCAGGUCCAAGAAGUAUUCCCUGCUGGCUGGCAGUAACCUGCUCAUCUCCAACGUGACCGACGACGACUCGGGGACGUACACGUGCGUCGUCACCUACAGGAACGAGAACAGCAGCGGCUCCGCUGAGCUCUCAGUGAUGGUUCCACCAUGGUUUUUAAUCCGUCCCUCAAAUGUUUAUGCCUACGAAAGCACGGAUAUUGAGUUUGAAUGUGCUGUGGCUGGGAAGCCUGUUCCUACAGUGGAGUGGAUCAAGAAUGGAGAAGUGGUCAUUCCAAGUGACUAUUUUCAGAUAGUGGGUGGCAGCAACUUAAGGAUUCUGGGCUUGGUAAAGUCAGAUGAAGGUUUUUAUCAGUGUGUAGCUGAAAAUGAAGCUGGAAACUCACAGGCCAGUGCACAGCUAAUCAUCCCAGAGCCUGCUGUCCCAAGUUCCAGUGUCCUCCCCUCUGCCCCCCGAGAUGUGGUCCCUGUGUUGGUCUCCAGCCGCUUUGUCCGUCUCAGCUGGCGCCCGCCUGCAGAAGCCAGAGGCAACGUCCACACCUACACGGUCUUCUUCUCCAGGGAUGGCAUCAACAGGGAACGGGCAGUGAACACCUCUCAGCCUGGGACACUCCAGCUGACCGUGGGCAACCUGAAGCCAGAGGAGACCUACACCUUCAGAGUGGUGGCCUACAACGAGUGGGGACCAGGAGAGACCUCCCAGCCCGUCAAGGUGGCCACGCAGCCCGAGCUGCAAGUUCCUGGGCCGGUGGAAAACCUACGGGCUGUGUCUACCUCACCCAGCUCCAUCCUUGUCUCCUGGGAUCCUCCAGCCUAUGCCAAUGGCCCCGUUCAAGGCUACAGGCUCUUCUGUACAGAGACAGCAACUGGAAGAGAGCAGAACGUGGAGGUGGAUGGGCUGUCCUACCACCUGGAGGGGCUGAAGAAGUUCACCGAGUACACCCUGCGCUUCCUGGCCUACAACCGCUACGGCCCCGGCGUCUCCACCGAGGAGGUGACCAUCACCACCCUGUCAGAUGUGCCCAGCGCGACGCCUCAGAACGUCUCCUUGGAAGUGGUGAACUCCAGGAGCAUCAAAGUGAGCUGGUUGCCUCCACCACCAGGUACUCAAAAUGGAUUUAUUACAGGCUAUAAAAUCCGACACAGAAAAACUACCCGCAGGGGUGAGAUUGAAACACUGGAGCCAAACAACCUCUGGUACUUGUUCACAGGACUGGAGAAAGGAAGCCAGUACAGUUUCCAGGUGGCUGCCAUGACAGUGAAUGGGACAGGACCCCCCUCCGACUGGUACACGGCAGAAACGCCCGAGAACGACCUCGAUGAAUCUCAGGUUCCUGACCAGCCAAGCUCCCUUCACGUCAGGCCCUUGACAACAAGCAUUGUCAUGAGUUGGACUCCACCCCUGAACCCCAACAUCGUGGUCCGCGGGUACAUCAUCGGCUACGGCGUGGGCAGCCCCUACGCCGAGACCGUGAGGGUGGACAGCAAACAGCGUUACUACUCCAUUGAAAACUUGGAGCCAAGUUCCCAUUAUGUCAUUUCCUUAAAGGCCUUCAACAACGCAGGAGAAGGGGUCCCUCUGUACGAAAGUGCCACCACCAGGUCCAUGACAGACCCCAUUGACCCAUUAGAAGUUGAUUUUUAUCCUUUGCUUGAUGAUUUCCCUACCUCAGUCCCAGAUAUCUCCACCCCCAUGCUCCCACCAGUAGGUGUCCAGGCUGUUGCACUUACACAUGAUGCAGUGAGGGUCAUCUGGGCAGACAACUCUGUCCCAAAGAACCAAAAGGCUACGGAGGUUCGUUUCUACACGGUGCGAUGGAGAACGAGCUACUCGACAAGUGCCAAGUACAAGUCAGCAGACACAACUGCUCUGAGUCACACCGUGAUGGGGCUGAAGCCCAACACCAUGUACGAGUUCUCCGUCAUGGUCACCAAAGGUCGGCGGUCCAGCACCUGGAGCAUGACGGCGCACGCCACCACCUAUGAAGCAGCUCCAACCUCUGCUCCCAAGGACUUGACAGUUAUUACAAGGGAAGGAAAGCCCCGGGCUGUCAUUGUCAGCUGGCAGCCACCCUUGGAAGCCAAUGGAAAAAUUACUGCUUACAUCCUCUUCUAUACCCUGGACAAGAACGCUCCCAUCGACGACUGGAUGAUGGAGUCCAUCAGCGGCGACCGCCUCACCCACCAGGUGGUGGAUCUCAACCUGGACACUGUCUACUACUUCCGAAUCCAAGCUCGGAAUGCCAAGGGAGUGGGGCCUCUCUCAGAUCCUGUUUUCUUCCGGACACUGAAAGUUGAGCACCCUGACAAAAUGGCCAAUGACCAAGGUCGUCACGGGGAUGGCUCCUUCUGGCCAGUGGACACCAACCUGAUUGACAGGAGCAGUCUAAAUGAGCCGCCCGUCGGGCAGAUGCACCCUCCCCACGGCAGCGUCACGCCCCAGAAGAACGGCAACCUCCUGGUGGCCCUGGUGGUCACCGUGGGGGCCAUCACGGCGGUGGUGGUGGCGGCGGUGGCCGUCGUCUGCACCCGGCGCUCCUCGGCGCAGCAGAGGAAGAAACGUGCAACCCACAGUGCUGGCAAGAGGAAAGGCAGCCAGAAGGACCUGAGGCCUCCAGAUCUGUGGAUCCACCACGAGGAGAUGGAGAUGAAGAACAUCGAGAAACCAGCAGGCUCAGAGCCUGCAGGAAGGGACUCCCCAAUGCAGGGUUGCCAGGACAUCACCCCCGUGAGCCACAGCCAGUCAGAAACACAACUGGGCAGCAAGAGCACCCCCCAACCAGGCCCCGAGACAGAAGAGGUUGGGAGCAGCAUGUCCACGCUGGAGCGCUCGCUUGCUGCCCGCAGAGCCACCCGUGCCAAGCUCAUGAUCCCCAUGGAGACACAACCCAACAACCCUCCUGUGGUCAGUGCCAUCCCAGUGCCAACCCUGGAAAGUGCCCAGUACCCCGGGAUCCUGCCGUCGCCCACCUGCGGGUACCCGCACCCGCAGUUCACCCUGCGCCCGGUGCCCUUCCCGACCCUCUCUGUGGACAGGACCUUUGGAGCAGGACGAACUGCCACGGAAGGGCCAACAGCCCAGCAGCCCUCCCUGCUGCCCCCGGCCCAGCCCGAGCACCCCGGCAGCGAGGACGCCCCCAGCAGGACCAUCCCCACCGCCUGCGUCCGCCCCACCCACCCUCUCCGCAGCUUUGCCAACCCCCUGCUACCUCCACCCAUGAGUGCAAUAGAACCCAAAGUCCCUUACACGCCACUUCUGUCUCAAACAGGGCCCAGCCUCCCCAAGGCUCAGGUGAAGACAGCAUCCCUGGGCUUGGCAGGAAAGGCCAGGUCACCCCUGCUGCCCGUCUCCGUGCCCACCGCCCCAGAGGCUGCAGAAGAAGGCCACAAGCAGACAGAGGACUCUGCCAACGUUUAUGAGCAGGAUGACCUGAGUGAACAGAUGGCCAGUUUGGAGGGACUAAUGAAGCAACUCAACGCUAUCACGGGCUCAGCCUUCUAGCAGCUCCUGCUGAAGGGAUGGUCAUCCCGGAGCACUGCAGCAUGCCAGGGUUGCACUCCUACCCCCUGCAUACACCACCCCCCCCAGAACCAUCCUGUUGCUGGUACCACUCCUUCACUGCAAGGAAGAUCCCUGCAACGUCCUCCAGGGAAUGAUCAAAAGAAGGAAACAGAAAGAACAAUAAGAGAAAUGUUACAGAACUGUAGAUCUGGCAUCUCGAGUGAUGGAAGCGUGGCAAGGUCACCACUGCCAAGUGGUAGCUGAUGCCACCAGAUGGCUCAUUUUGAUCUACUAGUCUUCGUAGAGCUCAAGUUGUCACGACUAACUCAUGUUUUACUCCGUAGAGGUUUGUAGCUCUUUGUCUAGCUCUAGUCUUACCUCAUGCCAGAAUGUUUUUGAACAUAGACCAGGCCCUUAAUGAGACAGUGUUGUAGGUCACUCGUUGGUUGGUUGGUUGUUGUGUUUUCUUUUUUAAAUUCAUAAUUACUGACUAGAAAAACACCCGUAGCAAUUAAUGAUGCCACCACACCAGAAAAGAAAAACAAAAAAAAAAGUGGAAGUUUCCCCAACAGCACAAAAUGACAAGACAAAUGACUCAUUCCUGUUGUCACCUCCAUCGCUCACCUCGCGCGAGCGGUGGGAUCAGCUCUCAAACUCAGCCAUUCUACCAAGUGUUUGCAAAUCCUCCCGUAGCUCAUGUUUUGUGUGUGGCAACCAGAGAACCAGGAAUGUAGCAAAAAAGGCACAGAAGAAGGUCGGUGUGGGUGGCCUGCUGCCAGCCAGCCAGUGCAGGCUUGCAAACAAGAGGACAUGAUAUGGAAGAUCUUCUCCGACACGCCGUCUUGACCUGCUGAAGCUUGGAUUGAAGCACGUCUGUUUGUCUGGAUGACACUGGGGGAAGAAGGGCCACCACGAGCUGGAGCAAGGAGAAAACCAGAGCUGAAGUUUCCCCACACCUUUCCCAUCUGCUGUGCCCCUGCUGUGAAGACCUGUCCACUUCGGAUGAGGAUGGGCAGAGGAUGAGGAGGGCAAAGGGGCAGCAGAAGCUGGUGCAGGACACGAGCCUGGGAGAAGAACCACGAGAAAUAACUGAUAAAUCAACUAGGAGGGCUUUUCCACACCAUUUCCACAAGGUUGAGAGCAGCAGUAUUCCAGGAGGACACCAAGCAAGGAGCAGCAGGACACCAUGAGCCCUCUUCAGGGAUCCCCCCUCCUCGCCCGGGUGCUUUGGCUGCACGUCACGGUGUUUAUUGACAAGAACAACGGGUUGACUUGCCCAGAUUUUGUGUGCCCCAGUUUUAGUGCUACAUUUUCAGCUGAGUUCAACAUUAAUCCCCAUUUAUGCAGCUGGAUCACCAAAAGGCAGCUGAUUUGCAUAUUUAUCAGUUAGGAGGCUGCACAACCCAAUAGGGGGGGUUCCAGAUGAAUUAUUCCAUUCAGCUCUGCCUUUGAUUUCAAGCUUGAGUGGGUCAUAAUUUUAAAAGAGCAUGGAAAGGAUAGGAUCUUUACAACCUAAUAGCUCCUUUUAUUAGGUGGGUAAUUAUACGUGAGUCUUGAAAUGAAAUAUUUUGAGUCAAAUGGCAAAGCAACAGGAGGAAUAAUUCCGAUUAUUUCCCAGGCCCCCGCGCUGCAAAGGAAAGCAGAUGUCAAGGGGGAAUUCAACCACUUCAUUAGGAACUCCAGCCUGUUUGUGAAAAUGCUCCUUUAAAAAUGCCUUGUUAUUCAAUUGACUAAGGUCUUAUUGAGAUGUUCCUCCAGGGUGAGGAAAUCUUGUUUGCCUGGGAGAUGGAGCGUUCCCGUUCGGCGUGACUGGGAACCAACAACUGCUACGAGAAGCAGAGUCAUAGAAUCUUGGAAUGGUUUGGGUUGGGAGGGACCUUCGAGAUCAUCUAGAUCCAACCCCCCUGUGUGGGCAGGGACACCUCCCACCAGCCCAGGCUGCUCCAAGCCCCAUCCAACCUGCCCUUCAACACUGCCAGGGAUGGGGCAGCCACAGCUUCCCUGGGCAACCUGGGCCAGGGUCUCACCACCCUCACAGCCAAGAAUUUCCUCCUCAUGUCUCACCUCAAUCUCCCUCUUCCAGUUUUACUCCAUCCCCCCUCAUCCCAUCCCUCCCUGCCCUUGUCCCAAGCCCCUCCCCAGCUUUCCUGGAGCCCCUUCAGGCCCUGGAAGGUGCUCUAAGGUCUCCCUGGAGCCUUCU
Messenger RNA from Apus apus (common swift), 6865 nucleotides. It is a transcript of the gene DCC, whose product is annotated as DCC netrin 1 receptor. Gene Ontology annotation, molecular function: protein binding. The coding region runs from base 322 to 4665 and encodes 1447 amino acids. Gene Ontology annotation, biological process: cell-cell adhesion. Lineage: Eukaryota; Metazoa; Chordata; Aves; Apodiformes; Apodidae. The record is from RefSeq and is a predicted model, not a curated record. The transcript has 29 exons. Gene Ontology annotation, cellular component: membrane.